ACCGGCACACAAGGUCAACCACCCAAAUCGCAGGCCUUCAGGACUCACGCCCACCCGCCCGGAACCUCAUCAUCCCGAUCAACUCACCGAUCAACGAAGCCGAUACGCCAUGCCUUGUGAAGUCAAAGACAUCAAAAGCUUUCUCUUGAUCGCUCACCGAAAAGAUGCCAAAGCUUGCCGGAUCAAAAAGUCGACCCGGACAACUGCCAAAGGCGUAUCCACCAAGGUCACCAAGUUCAAAGUCCGAUGCUCCAAAUAUCUGUACACACUCGUUCUGACUGACCCCGAGAAAGCCGAGAAGCUACGAGCAUCCCUCCCUCCAACUCUCAAGGUCGAAGAUGUAGACAAAGAGAAGUCCAAGAAGAAGGCAUAGAUCUCUUACGCGCCUUGUUACACAUGAUUAGAUCACAACUAUGCAAUUUAUGUCAAACUCGAGAUUCUACCAAACAAUAGUUGACCAAUCCCUGCUCAUCCUUCAAUCGCAUCAACGGUUUUAUGCCUCUUGAACUCACUGUUGCUCAACCUGACUUUAUAAUGAUAAACGCGCGGUUCCCCAAACGAGAUCCCGCUUGUCACCAUCAUAGGCGACGUGACAAAUAAUGUGAAGCGUUGAU
Molecule: messenger RNA, 614 nt
Organism: Puccinia graminis f. sp. tritici CRL 75-36-700-3
Lineage: Eukaryota; Fungi; Basidiomycota; Pucciniomycetes; Pucciniales; Pucciniaceae
Product: 60S ribosomal protein L38
Exons: 4
Coding region: 110-373 (87 amino acids)
Biological process (GO): protein-RNA complex assembly; translation
Cellular component (GO): ribosome; cytosolic large ribosomal subunit
Molecular function (GO): structural constituent of ribosome
Source: RefSeq, a predicted model, not a curated record